This is a messenger RNA of Marchantia polymorpha subsp. ruderalis, 5041 nucleotides long. Lineage: Eukaryota; Viridiplantae; Streptophyta; Marchantiopsida; Marchantiales; Marchantiaceae. The record is from the annotation of a GenBank genome assembly.
GGCCGCACUGACACCAAAUGCGCUCGACGCGAAAGCCCGAUUGAAAUAGAAAAGUCGACAAUUGGGACACGAAAUUGGAACCCGCGCAGGAAAGCGGAGCAGAACGUUCUUCAGGGCGAGAGAGUCGUCGGCCCAGAAGUGCAGGCCGAGGGGCGAGGGGCGAGGGGCGAGGGGCGAGGAGGUCUCUGAGAAAACUGUAGAAGUCUCGGUGGAUUCGGUUCCGGUGCGCACUGUGGAUUGUAGUCAUCUUCAACGGAAUGAAUGAUGCACGUCCGAGCAGUGGAGUGCUAUGUUGUGCCUGAAUUGGUGGGAUCUGUUUAUCUGAGCACUGUCAGUUUGUGACGAGAGGGAGAGGGAGAGGGAGAAGGAGUGCGACGGAGAGCGACGAGGGAAGGAAGGGAGGAAGGAAGAGCGCAGAGGAGGUUUCAGCUUCUGCGCAGGGCCGGCGUAAUCAAUCUGCAGAAUUCUCGGAGGGGAUUGUUCCGGGGUCAAAAAAUGAGCGCAGGUGCUGUAGGAAGUUCGUGUUGUCGGCAGGAAGCAUCUCGGGAAGGAAGGAGGGAGCGAGGGAGGGAGGCGUUGACGAGCAUCAUCUGAUUAUUAUGUACACGACGAUAAUGGGAGAAGGAAUCCUCGUCACGGGCUUGGGUCUUGGUGAAAUGCAGCGGGCGUUUGUUCGUUGUUGUUGACAGCGUUUGUGGAGUUGGGAGAUUUGGGGACGAAUGGAGCCGAGACUGGUAUGUAUGGUGGCCUGCGAUUGAGUGGUGAGGGAUCGGACGAAUCUGGCUCCGGCAGGAGACAUGAUUUUCGAUGCUCGGUCUGUUUGCAACGAUGGCCGGCCAGCGGAACGAGCAAGGGCAGUGGUCUGUUGUGUAAGCGUAGAAACAGCAGCAGCAGCAGAGUGAUAGAUUAAGGAAGGCUACAGAAUGCAGCUCUAUGUGCAGGUUGUGGAGGCCCGGAAUCUCAUUGCCAAGGAUCCGAAUGGGUUCAGCGACCCCUUCGUGAGGCUAGCUCUCGGCGCCACCAAGUCUAGGACUGUGGUCGUGCACAAGAAUUUGAAUCCCUCAUGGCAUGAAGAAUUUUUCUUCAAUGUCUCGGAUCUGGACGACGAGCUCAAAGUGACCGUGUGGGAUCAGGAUAGAUUCUCGGACGAUUUUCUCGGCCAGAUGAAGAUUCCAGUCUCGCAGGUCUUGAAUGCCGACAAGCAGACCCUCUCCAACAAGUGGUUCCCCCUCCAAAAGCGCAGCGAGAAGUCGAAGAACGAUGUUUCAGGAGAAAUAAAACUAGAGGUGUCUUUGAUCGGUCGCAAAUUCAAUAAUGAUUUGGAAACGCAGCCAUCUCGAGGAUCAGCGAGAGUGAGUCCGUCCGCAAUGUCUCCACCACGCAUGAGCCUCGAUAAUAGGUUCUCUUCCGGGAGGACAAGCGUCGAUGAUGCGUCCAGCGUCCAUCGCUCGAGUUCCACAGCUUCUUCUGAGGCCGGAGAUAUGGUCGGAGAUCUCGAUACUGUUCCGCUCUUGCAAUCGGAGUCGCCUCGAAUUCGAGGGCCGACUGUGAUGAACCCUGACUCUCCUCUGGUGCGAGAGGCCGCUGAUUUGGACAAGAGUCUGAGAAAGUCUCUAUCAAACAACCCUCUAGCCGGGAAAUUCUCGUCCAUAUUUCACAAUCGACGCCGCAGGUCGAAGAAAUACUCAACAAUCUCUCCUUCUUCUUCUGUGAGCUCCUCCACAUCUGCCUCUCUGAUUUCGGGCGCCACCACUCCCACCGAAUCCAGUAUGUUGGGAGAUCACAGCAGCGAGAGUGGCGACGAGGAUGAGGAGCUGGUGCCGCUCUCUUUCUUCCAGGACGACGAGAAAAGCGUCGGUGAAUCUCCGGAGGAUUUGCCACCGCCACUGCCGCAAGGCAUUCUGUUGGACCAGCCCUACGCAGUGAGCAUGAAGGAGAUGAAUGCCCUCAUUUUCAAACCAGAGUCGCCUUUCAUAAAGCAAUUGGGUGAAGUGCAGAAAACCACGGAGUACAUUGAGAAUCCAUGGAAGAAAUGUGGCAGCGAUCCGAUGAAGAGAACGAUCAGUUACAGGAAAGCUCCGACCGCGUUGGUCAGUGCGGUGGUUGCAGCUGAGGAGCAAACAUACCUGAGAGCAGACGACAAGGGGUUUGCUGUUCUGUGCGUUGUGGCCACUCCCGACGUUCCUUAUGGCAAGUGUUUUUUGUGUGAAGUGCUAUUUGUGAUCACCCCAGGUCUUCCAACAGAGACUGGCGAGAAAACCUGUAAUUUACAAAUCUCUUGGCGAUUGAAUUUUGUACAAAGCACGAUGGCCUCUGGCUUCAUUGUCAAGGGAGCUAAUGGAGGUCUCAAAGAGAGUUUUGCUGUUUUCGCCGAGGUGAUGUCGCAGUCUGCGAAGCCUCUCGAUGGAAGUGUCGGGAAGGUGGUGAGUUUGGGGUCCGAUGUGAUACCGAGGACCGACUGGCAACUUGCCAAAGAGUAUUUUGGCAACUACACAGUGUUAUUGACAGUGCUUGGUCUCCUGUUCGUCCUCCUCCACAUCUUCCUGUCCAAGACGAGGGCAAGACAAGGGCUGGAGUUCUGGGGCGUGGACUUGCCUGACUCUCUGGGAGAGUUGUUGAUUUGUGCCCUCAUCACCCGUCAAGUCGAGCGGGUGGGAAGGAUGGGGCAGAAGUUCUUACUGGCCAGAUUGAAAGCUAAUGAUCACGGAGUAAAAGCGCAGGGUGAUGGGUGGUUACUCACCAUCGCUUUGGUGGAAGCAGAGAACCUUUACUCCCUUGACACAGAUAAUUCUUGUGACCCGUAUGUUGUCUUUACCUGCAAUGGGAAGAUCCGCACCAGCUCGGUUAUACUAGGAAGUUGUAAACCCCAGUGGAAAGAGGUGUACGAGUUUGAUGCAACAGAAGACCCUCCUUCAACUCUAGAUAUAGAGGUUUUUGAUUAUGAUGGUCCUUUCUCUCAAGCUGAGUCUCUGGGCCACGCGUCUAUCAACUUCCUGAAGACAAAGGAAGGAGAACUUUCUGAUAUGUGGCUGCCCUUGGUGGGGAAAAUGGCAACAGUUCACGGUUGUAAGAUUCACUUGCGGGUUGUGCUGACGAAUACCAAGGAUGUUGACUUCACUAAACAAGAGUAUAUGGGGAAGGUUGAGAAAGAAGCAAAUACCAAGCUAGUCAAACGCUCACCAAAGCUGAACAGUCAGUUUCAGAAGCUGUUCGCCUUGCCUUCGGAAGAGUUUCUUAUCAACGACUACGCAUGUGCUAUCAAGAAGAAGAUCCCGAUUCAAGGACGUCUUUUUCUUUCACCUCGUCAGCUGGGAUUUUAUUCCAACUUGUUUGGACAUAAAACCAAGUUCAGUUUUCUGUGGGAGGAUAUUGAGGAAAUCAAAGAAGUUGCUCCAUCUCGCGGAGUUUUACUGUACCCGUCGAUCACUAUUACGCUGAGGAAGGACAGAGGUCAUGAUGCGCGUUCAGGUUCUAAAGGAGUUGAUUAUAAAGGCCGUCUGAGAUUCCAGUUCCUUUCUUUUGUGAAACCUGGGCCUGCAUUCAGGACGAUAAUUGCUUUGUGGAAAAAUAGGACACUCAGUGUCGAGCAACAGAUGGACCUGAUAGCUAGUGUAGAGGCAGGAGAUGGUAUGAAAUACGCUGUGGCGGAUCGGCAGAGGCAAGUUGACGAGAAUCAGGCCUUCUUAGGAGUUGAAGACGCUCACAUGUCUGAACUGGCCAGCAUGGACUCAUCUUUAACUGUUAAGCAACUUCACUAUCUGCUCGAGAAGGGCGAGCUUGAUAAACACGUUAUGCAAUUGUUUGGUGUGAACAAUUACAAGAGUAGUCACUGGGAGAUGGUUGGUGAUGACCCGAAGGUGACAAGGCGACAAGUGAGCUACACUUUAAAUCGACAGCAGUGUCGUUUUGGCAGCGCAGUUACCAGUAUACAACAAAAAACAAUAUCCGAUGACACAAAGACCGGGUUAAUCGAGGAGGUGAUGACUUUGCAUGAUGUGCCGUUCGGUGAUCACUUUCAGGUUCAAGUGCGCAAAGAGAUUGAAACUACAUCAGAUGAGCCCCCUGUCACCCAUUGUAAAAUCUACGCUGGAGUAGCUUGGCAUAAAAGUGCUGGGUUUCAGAAAAAGAUCACGAAGAAUAUUCUUCGGUAUAUGACCCAGUUUUUGAAAGACUAUUCUGAGCUGGUAAAAAAGGUAGCGUCUGUUGCUCCUCCAGAAGUAAUGGAUUGAGAAGAAGACACUGCACCCACAUGCAAGCAGACACGUCGUUACCAGCAUCAGUUCAAAUCUCUGCUAUGGGAGAGAUACUGCCCUUGGAGUUGAAAAUCUGUUCUCUUUCCCCUGCUUGUUCUGUGCCGAAGGCAGAGUUUCCCUUUCUAAGUAUAUAAUCACAAGUGGGGGUUAGACCUUGUCAGCUGUUCAAUCUUAAAGACAGAACCCGGGGGACCUUAGUUGCCAUGCAAAAAUGCUGCCGCUGGGAGGGACGGUUAGGGAGGCGUAUGGGGUGAACACUUGCCGCUAUACUGAAGGAUGUCGCCAGUAUAGAACCAAGAGGUUAGUGAUGAAUGAAAUCUCAGUUCGGACGAGCUAUUCUGGGACAAAGAAAUUUGUUCUCCCCUUUAGUUGUAGGAAAAUCCAUUUACCAGAUAUCAGUAGACAACUCAUUCUUUUAUUUAAAAAGAUAAAUCAUCACGAUUUUUCUGUGUAGCCUCUUUGUAACAUAUGUUCUCUCGAGGUAGAAAUGUCAUCAAUAGAAGGCAGAAGAAAAGACGGAUCAUAGACAAAGCCUGAAGUUCGAAGUGAUAGAUAAAAUAAUAAAAGAUGAAAAACUUCCGUUAGUUUGAUCAGGUCGGAAUCAAACUGGGAAGCCAUAUAUCUAUGUACACCACAUUGUGUUUCUGAGCUGUAAAUCUAAUCCAGUUCACAUUCUGGAUGUAGAAACUUUCACGAAGAAUACGCUGUACCUUUCAGCGGCUUUCUUUCACUUCUGUAAUUUACGGUCGUAGCAUUGAUGUAUGAAGCACAAACGAUAUAGAAAAGCU